Molecule: messenger RNA, 252 nt
Organism: Spirometra erinaceieuropaei
Lineage: Eukaryota; Metazoa; Platyhelminthes; Cestoda; Diphyllobothriidea; Diphyllobothriidae
Source: the annotation of a GenBank genome assembly
AUGAUCAUGGGCAAGUCCUGCCUUCAAGAAGAAGAAGAAGAAGAAGAUGAUGAUGAUGAUGCUGCUGCUGCUGCUGCUGCUGCUGCUGCUGCUGAUGAUGAUGAUGAUGAAGAUGAUGAUGAUGAUGAUGAUGAUGAUGCAAACCAAUAUGUUAUUACCGAAAAAGACAAGGGGGACUGGUCGAUAACAACAUUCUGCCUACAUCAUGCGCCGCUAUGCGGCUGCUGGUUGGGCUCGAAAGAGACCCCGUAA